This is a messenger RNA of Lachancea lanzarotensis, 1626 nucleotides long. Its product is annotated as LALA0S02e11364g1_1. The record is from RefSeq and is a predicted model, not a curated record. The transcript has a single exon. Gene Ontology annotation, molecular function: NADH dehydrogenase activity. The coding region runs from base 1 to 1626 and encodes 541 amino acids. NCBI's taxonomy places the organism in Eukaryota, Fungi, Ascomycota, Saccharomycetes, Saccharomycetales, Saccharomycetaceae.
AUGUUUCAGUUGGCACGGUUUUCCACGGCCCGUGUGGGGUCGAAACUGGCCGGCAGCAGCAGUUCCAGAGCGUUCUCGCGUUCCGCUAGAAUGUUGCAACAACAACAGCAGCACCAAACCUCCAGAAAACCUUCGUUGAUCAAGACAAUCGGCAAGUACGCUUUGUACUCCGGAUUGGCCUCUGUUUUGGCUGGAACCGGCUACGUCUCGUACAAGCUGUACAAGGAGAAAAACCCAUCGCCUCAAAAGCCGCAGAGCGCGACUUUUGAGAACGGGUCGCCCAGAAAGACUUUGGUCAUCUUGGGUUCCGGCUGGGGUUCCAUUUCGCUACUGAAAAACCUUGACACCACUUUAUACAACGUGGUGGUCGUCUCCCCAAGAAACUACUUCCUUUUCACCCCCUUGUUGCCCUCCACUCCUGUCGGAACUAUCGAAUUGAAGUCCAUUGUUGAACCUGUCAGAAGCAUCGCUAGAAGAGCUCCGGGCGAGGUCACUUACUACGAGGCCGAGGCGCUAGACGUUGAUCCUACUCAGAAAACCGUUAGAAUCAAGUCCCUAAGCUCCGCUGAAGAGCAUGCGGAAAUCAACUUGAACUACGACUAUUUGGUUGUUGGUGUCGGUGCCCAGCCUACCACCUUUGGUAUCCCCGGUGUUUUUGAAAAUGCUUCUUUCCUAAAGGAAAUCCCAGACGCCCAAGAAAUUAGAGUGAAGGUCAUGAACAAUAUCGAAAAAGCCGCUACUUUGUCCCCCACAGACCCAGAAAGAAAGAGAUUGCUAAACUUUGUUGUCGUUGGCGGUGGUCCAACCGGUGUUGAAUUUGCUGCCGAACUACAGGACUACAUCGACCAGGAUUUGUCGAAAUGGAUGCCAGCUCUGUCUAAAGAACUGAAAGUUACGCUUGUGGAAGCCCUGCCAAACAUUUUGAACAUGUUUGACAAGUCUUUGAUCCAGUACGCCGAAGACUUGUUCAAACAGGAAAAAAUUGAUUUGAAAACCAACACUAUGGUCAAGAACGUGACACCAACGGUUAUCACUGCUAAGUGUGGAGACGCCACUGAAGAUAUUCCUUACGGUGUUCUUGUGUGGGCCACUGGUAAUGCUCCAAGAGAAGUUUCUAAGAGUUUGAUGACAAAAAUGGAAGCUCAAGACUCCAGACGUGGAUUGUUGAUCAACGACAAAUUGCAACUCUUGGGUGCGGAGGACUCCAUUUGGGCCAUCGGUGACUGUACUUUCUACCCUGGUUUGUUUCCAACUGCCCAGGUUGCCCACCAGGAAGGUGACUACUUGGCUUCUGUCUUGAAGAAACAGUACAAGAUUGACCAGUACAAAUGGCAAUCGUCUCAGAACUCUGCCGAAAGCAGUAAGUACCAGGCCAAGAUUGAAAGAUUGCAGUCGAACAUUAAGGCUUUCAAAUACAGCCACCAAGGUGCGCUAGCCUACAUCGGUUCCGAGCAGGCCAUCGCCGAUCUUGCCGUUGGUGAAUCCAUGUACCAGUCUGCCGGUUCUUUCACCUUCUUGUUCUGGAAAUCCGCCUACUUGGCCAUGUGCUUGUCCUUCAGAAACAGAGUACUCGUUGCUUUGGACUGGUGCAAGGUCUCGUUCUUCGGAAGAGACUCUUCCGUGUAG